AUGUUUAAUCUACGCAGAAAGAAACAGAAGGAGGAGGAACUAAAGAAAAGUGAAGCCACGGCUCCCACUCCCGAACCCUCAACUCAAACUACAGAUGUACUGGAAACAACCACAGUCACAGAACCAGACCCGAACUCAGAACUUUGUAAGGAGGCCUCGGCCUCUGAUACAGAGCCUCAGAUUCAAAGCACCAACGAACCACCUGCUAAGAAGAGAAAAAAGAAGAAGAAACAAGUGAAUGAUGAGAAUAAAGAAAAGACUGCUAGCUGCCCUUCUACUUCUGAAUCUCUUCAUCAGCCGGAUACCCCCACCUCAACCCCCAUGGAUGCUACGGAGGAGAACCCCACUAAAGAGAUGGAGCCCACUAAUACUGAUGUGAAAGAACAAUCCAAGUGUCUCAAAGUUCUCAUACGUGGCCUUCCAAAGGACUUUAACCCAGCAGAAAUUUCCCUAGAAUUAGGAAAAUUGAACUUGGAAAUUUACAAGAUAGUACAGUUCCAGAAGAUGGUGGGCGGGGCCUAUAGGCCCCUCCCACUAUUUCUAGUUAUCCUACCUAAGCUAGCCAACCACGAAAAGGUUUACUACACGGAGAAAAUCAAGCAGUUCCCGGUUAGCGUAGAGCUUUUCCACGGCGGCCGGCGGCCGCAACAGUGCUUCCGAUGCCAAGGAUUCGGUCACUCUCAGCGUAUGUGCACAGAAAAACCACGAUGUAUGAAAUGUGCUGAAGGGCAUUUUUCGUAUCAGUAUACAAAAAGCAGAGACACACCACCUACUUGCUGCAAUUGCCGAAAGGAUCACACAUCAAACUUCUCUGGGUGCGAGGCCCGCCCCAGUAGAAAGAAAACCCACACCAAAGCUCACACUCAUGCAGCAUCAGCACACCGCCUUGUUUCACUCAUGAAAGAAUUACAAGAGCUCAUGAAAGACCAAGAGGUGCUUAGCCUACUACAAACUCUACUAAAGGGGAUUUCCCCUUCUCAGUGA
This is a messenger RNA of Parasteatoda tepidariorum (common house spider), 984 nucleotides long. RefSeq lists its product as uncharacterized. The record is from RefSeq and is a predicted model, not a curated record. NCBI's taxonomy places the organism in Eukaryota, Metazoa, Arthropoda, Arachnida, Araneae, Theridiidae.